AUGGCCUCAGUUUCAAUGGCAAUGUCAGUAACAACUGCAAAGCUCCCAACCUCUGAUGCAUUCAUUAAGCCAUUGCCAGUGGUGAUUAGGCCAUCAUCAAAGAAGGUUUCUGGUUCAAACAACAAAUCCCAUCUCAGAAUUGAAGCAUCUUUGAAGGAGAAAGCCAUGGCAGGACUAACAGCAGCUGCAAUCUCUGCGUCAAUGGUUGUACCUGAGGUAGCUCAGGCAGCCAGCAAUGACUUCAGCCCAUCACUCAAGAACUUCUUGCUCAGCAUUGCAGCUGGUGGAGUUGUCCUUACAGCUAUCUUAGGGGCGGUGAUCGGAGUUUCCAACUUUGAUCCGGUGAAGAGAAGUUAA
This is a messenger RNA of Oldenlandia corymbosa var. corymbosa, 357 nucleotides long. The record is from the annotation of a GenBank genome assembly. NCBI's taxonomy places the organism in Eukaryota, Viridiplantae, Streptophyta, Magnoliopsida, Gentianales, Rubiaceae.